Sodiomyces alkalinus F11 is the source of this 815-nucleotide messenger RNA. RefSeq names its product clathrin adaptor complex small chain. Gene Ontology annotation, biological process: vesicle-mediated transport; protein transport. Lineage: Eukaryota; Fungi; Ascomycota; Sordariomycetes; Glomerellales; Plectosphaerellaceae. Gene Ontology annotation, cellular component: intracellular membrane-bounded organelle. The record is from RefSeq and is a predicted model, not a curated record. The transcript is spliced from 2 exons. The annotation marks the transcript as partial.
CAUGAUCAACGCGUUUCUGGUCUUCAACGGCCAGGGCCAGCCACGGCUGACCAAGUUUUAUACCCAGCUGGAAACAAGCAUGCAACAGAGGCUCAUAUCCGAAAUCUUCACCCUCGUCUCGAAUCGCCCCACCGGCUCCUGCAAUUUCCUCCCCCUCCCACCCCUCCUCGCCGCCUCGGGGACGUCGCAUUCGUCCGCCGAAGAGGAGAACGACGUCCCGUCGCUCGUCACCUACCGCCACUACGCGACGCUCUAUUUCAUCAUCAUCUCGACCAACACCGAGUCGCCGCUCGCCCUCAUCGACCUGAUCCAAGUCUACGUCGAAGCCCUCGACAAGCUCUUCGAGAACGUGUGCGAGCUCGACCUCAUUUUCAACUUUGAGAGCUUACAUGCCACCCUCGGCGAGAUGAUCGUCGGCGGCGUGGUGGUGGAAACCAGCUUGGAUAGGAUCGUGGCUGGCGUGCGAGCGCAGGGCACCAUUGCCAAGAGACCCGUGAAUGAGAGUAGGGGUUCCGCCUUGGGUUCUGGUAUGGGCCUCGGCGGUAAUUUCGUCUGGCACGGACGGUAGGCCCUGGGUAGGCAAUGACGGAUGGAUGGAAGAAAUAAUGAACAAAUCAUAGACAUACCAUGAUGAUCAUGUUGCAAGCGCAGGUGCAAGUGGAACGGAGAGAGAGAUCUUUGUUGUUGCUCGAAAAGAAGAAAAUGCCCGCCAUAUAGAUUAUGGAUUUAUGUGUACAUGAAGAAAAGCCGCCGGCCGGGUCUUCUCAAGCGCCAAAUGGGUAUGCGAUCAAAACAUCAGCACCUUGGACUCCGCC